Messenger RNA from Mesocricetus auratus (golden hamster), 1803 nucleotides. RefSeq names its product zinc finger FYVE-type containing 19 (gene Zfyve19). Gene Ontology annotation, cellular component: midbody; centrosome; cleavage furrow. The transcript has 11 exons. Gene Ontology annotation, molecular function: metal ion binding; phosphatidylinositol-3-phosphate binding. Gene Ontology annotation, biological process: mitotic cytokinesis checkpoint signaling; abscission. The record is from RefSeq and is a predicted model, not a curated record. Lineage: Eukaryota; Metazoa; Chordata; Mammalia; Rodentia; Cricetidae. The coding region runs from base 227 to 1396 and encodes 389 amino acids.
ACUGUGGAUGAGCGCGUCGCAGAAAAAGAACUACAACUCCCAGAAUCCCACACUCCGCCGCCGCCUGCGCGGUGGCGAGCAGAGAGAGUCAGAAUUCCCCGCGCUGGGCCGCCGCUGAAUGGCUCAGGUGGGCGUGUAGUGCUGGGCAGCUUAGGUUGAGGGUCUAAGAGGCCUUCACUGCGUGGGUGAGAGGCUAUCCUACGGAUCUGCGGCACUGAGGGACGCCAUGGAGAGCAGGUGCUACGGCUGUGCUGUCAAGUUCACCCUCUUCAAGAAGGAGUACGGCUGUAAGAACUGUGGCCGGGCCUUCUGUAAUGGCUGUCUUAGCUUCAGCGCUCUGGUACCUCGGGCUGGCAACACUCAGCAGAAAGUCUGCAAGCAGUGCCACACAGUCCUGACCAGAGGGCCUUCCGACAACACCUCCAAGUGGUCACCGCCUCAGAACUUCAAGAAGCAUGUGGCAGCCUUGGAAGCCAAGAAAAAGCCCAGUGCUUCCCAGAACCAGGGCUUGACCCAGCAAGACCAAGCCAUCGCUGAUCGCCUAGCUCGGCUCCGUCAGGAAAAUAAGCCCAAGUCAGUACCCUCACAGGCAGAGAUAGAGGCACGGCUAGCUGCACUCAAGGAUGAAGUCCAGGGCACCAUCCCUUCUACACAGGAGAUAGAGAAUCGGCUCGCAGCAUUACAGGGCAGGGUACCACCUUCUCACACCGUGAGACCGGCACACCAGGCACCAGAUGCCAGGACCCAAGCUCAGCAGACGCAGGAUCUGCUAACACAGCUGGCAGCUGAGAUGGCUAUUGAUGACGGCUGGGAACGAGGAGCCCCAGUGGCCCCCCUCCAGAAUGACCUCAACAAGGGAGGUACAAGGAACCAGCACACGAAUUCCCAGGGGCAGGCCAGCCCAUCCCUGAAGGAGGAGAAGAGCAGGCUGCUGGCCCAGGCAGCAGUUGAGCUACGGGAAGAGAACACCAGGCAGGAACGGAUCCUGGCUCUUGCCAAAAGAUUGGCUGUCCUUCAGGGACAGGACCCCAACAGAGUGACCCUCCAGGACUAUCACCUACCAGACAGUGAUGAGGAGGAGGAUGAAGAGACAGCCAUUCAGAGAGUGCUGCAGCAGCUCACCGAAGAAGCUGCCCUGGAUGAGGCAAGUGGUUUUAACAUCCCUGUGGAACCAGCUCCCCGACCCCGGGCCCAGACCUGCAGGGCAGAGACUGAGGCUGAGGGAGAAGAGCUCCCCUGGUGCUGCAUCUGCAAUGAGGAUGCUGUCCUGCGCUGUGCCGGCUGCGAUGGAGACCUCUACUGUGCCCGGUGCUUCCGGGAGGGCCACGAUAACUUUGAUCUUAAAGAGCAUCAGACUUCCGCCUACCACCCCCGACCUCCUGGCCAAGAACACUGAGGAAAACCCUGACGCCUUCCUGAGAUGGCAGUGCCACAGGCAGCAGCCAGCAGGCUGGGACAGCUACCCAGGCCCAGUGUCAGGGCAUCCAGUGGGUAGCAGAUCCAGCUCUACUGAUGGUAAACACACCCUUUUUUGAGCUUUGCAGUCCCUGUAAGGAAGAAAGAGUCCAUUGAAGGUCAUGACUCCUAGAGGAGCCAGAGGGAAGGAGGAGUAAGGGCCCCCUCCUGGAGGCUGGCAUGAAACUGAGAGGCAGAUAGGGAAGACCAGACUGAACCUAAGGAUGAGCCCUGAAACCCAGUUCCAGGGCCCAGCCCUGGCCUAUAGUGGAACUAAUAAAAGAUGUUGUUGAUAAGUUAUUCUAAUUUAAAAUGUAAAAUAAAUAAAUAAAAUGCAUUGUUGAGUCA